Corylus avellana is the source of this 1691-nucleotide messenger RNA. RefSeq names its product protein LIGHT-DEPENDENT SHORT HYPOCOTYLS 4. Lineage: Eukaryota; Viridiplantae; Streptophyta; Magnoliopsida; Fagales; Betulaceae. Gene Ontology annotation, cellular component: nucleus. The record is from RefSeq and is a predicted model, not a curated record. Gene Ontology annotation, biological process: mRNA transcription; response to light stimulus.
CAUUUCCAGAAACCAAAGCUUCCACAAAAAUUCCCACCAGUGGAAGCAUCCUUCCAAGCUUUCUAGUAUUUGCUCAAACAAAGACAAUCUUCUUCUUCUUCAAGAGAAAGAGAAAGAGAAAGAGAGAGAGAGAGAGAGCAAAGAGGAGCAGUCCUCUCAGUACUCUCCAAUCAAUCUCAUCACAUAUAUUCCUCCCCCCCUCCCUUUGUAUUGCAUAGAUUAAGAAAAAAAAAACAUAAAAAAUAAAAAAAUUUCAUCAUCACAUAUUCACAUCUUCAUCAAUAUCAAAAUCUUCUUUUGCUUCACCAUUUGCAGCUCCCUAGCUUCGCUCUCCAUCUCUCUCUCUCUCUCUCUCUCUCUCUCUCUUUUUCUCUCUUCAAAAAUAGAAUUUGUGUAAUAUCAAUCAUUACUGAUCAGCCUAUUUACUUUUGCUUGGCUCAUUGUUGUUUCCAUUAACAGUAACAUCUGAAUAGAAUAGACUGAUCAUCCACUUCUUCACCUCUCUUUCUCCCCAUCAUCUCAAGCUAUAUAUAUAUAUAUAGCUCUAAGAAGCAAAACCCUAGAAGCAGAAAAGGUUGAAUGUAAGAGCAAAAGCAAGAAAUACAAUUUCCCAGAAGAACAAAUAAAAAAAAGUUAAUAAUUUCUCAAAGAUCCGGAUCCAUGGAUUCAAUCCCAGAAUUAAUGGAGAGCUCAAACUCUGAGAACACCUGCAGCAUCACUGAUACAAGCACCAACAAUAGCAGCAGCUUAGCCGGAGCCGCUGCCGCCGCAAGCUCUUCUUCAUCAUCAGCUUCGGCUCCUCCCAGCAGCCGCUACGAAAACCAGAAGCGCCGUGACUGGAACACCUUCGGCCAAUACCUGAAGAACCACCGCCCCCCUCUUUCCCUCUCAAGAUGCAGCGGUGCCCACGUUCUUGAAUUCCUCCGCUACCUUGAUCAAUUUGGCAAGACAAAGGUGCACACUCCAAUCUGCCCUUUCUAUGGCCACCCUAACCCUCCGGCGCCUUGCCCUUGCCCGCUGCGGCAGGCGUGGGGUAGCCUCGACGCCCUCAUCGGCCGCCUCCGUGCCGCCUUCGAAGAGAACGGAGGGAAGCCGGAAGCAAACCCUUUUGGGGCUCGAGCAGUUAGGCUCUAUCUUCGUGAGGUUCGUGAUUUGCAGUCAAAAGCAAGAGGGAUCAGCUAUGAGAAAAAGAAGCGGAAGCGCCCCCGCCAACAGUUGCCGCAGCCGCAGCAGCAGCAGCUUCCGCCCCCACCAGGAGGUGCAAGUCUAUGAAAAACUCUGCUACUCUCCAGCAGCAGCCACCCUCUCUUAUCUUGCAAAAGUCUCAAAAUGGGUACUACCUUUUUUUUCUCUUUUUAUCAGACUCUUAUGAUGAUAUGGUGGUUCGUUCUAGUGUAUUUAGGGUUUAGUUAAUUUUCUCAAAGUUAGCUCUUAUAUACAGACUGUCUUGUCUGUAUAUAUUCUGUUGCCUUUUACAGAAGCAAUGGUUAAUGGAUCGAUGUGGUAUAUCAUAAGUAUGCUUUUGAUGCAAACAGUGUUGGUAUUACUAUUAGUUGGAAAAAAGAAGUGUUAGGGAGAGUAAAAUGUACUUCAAAUUAUGGUCUAUGUGGAAUUCUGAGCAUAUUAUAUAUUGCUCAUACUAUUAUAUAUGCAUGUACUUUGAAUCUCAAUCUGAUUAUGUCUUUCAUCUC